This is a messenger RNA of Gekko japonicus, 955 nucleotides long. RefSeq names its product interleukin-18-like. NCBI's taxonomy places the organism in Eukaryota, Metazoa, Chordata, Lepidosauria, Squamata, Gekkonidae. Gene Ontology annotation, molecular function: cytokine activity. The transcript has 6 exons. The coding region runs from base 65 to 706 and encodes 213 amino acids. Gene Ontology annotation, biological process: immune response; inflammatory response. The record is from RefSeq and is a predicted model, not a curated record.
CCGCGCCGUCCUGCGGCGCAGCACAGGCUUGGCAGAGGCGCGCGUGUGAUCCCGGCCGGGGCAGAUGGCUGCGGGCGAGGCGGCGUGCAGAGCAAAGGAAAAUGGUGUCCCAGUCCGCAUGUUUCCAGUGUGUUUCGAAGACGAUGGGACGCUCUCUUUCCAAGAUGACGACGACCUGGAACCUGACAGCUGGAGACAAUCUAGAAAGCACUCAAAGCUGCAGAUCUUCCGAAACGUUGAGAAUUAUGUCCUCAUAGUGAAGCCAGAAAGUCCGGAAAAUCAGAUGGCAGCAUUUGAGGAUAUCCCCACGCCGGACAGGAAUGACGAGUCCGGAAUCAGGUUCACCAUCCACGGUUAUGACGACACAGUGCCCAGAGCGCGGACCGUGGCCCUGACCACGAGCAAGGGCAACAAGACCUACUGCCUGUGCGCCGAGAAACAAGCAAACGGAGAAUUGCGGGUGGCGUUUCAGGAAAGGAACCUCCCACACAGCAUUCCAGGAGAAACCAGUGACAUCAUCUUCUUCCAAAUCCCAUUUUCAGAAGGCGAUAACAGAUUCUUCAAAUUUGAGUCCACGCUGGAGCCGGGUUACUUCCUCGCCUUUGAGAGACACGAAGGCAACCACACCAGGAGACUGAUCAUAAAGAGAGUGCUGGCAAAAGACGAGGUGGACGAAACCAUCAAGCUGUGCCCUUCCUCGGAUUAGCACUUUUUUAACCCGGAGCCAAGAAAUGGUUCGUUGCACUUCCAGCCACAAUCAGUUGCGUCUCUCUUCAGCGCAUCCAUGUGUGUGUUUCUGUGUGUGGGGGAAUGCUUCAUUAGUAUAAAUAAAUAAAUAAAUAAAUAAAUAAGCACUCAAAUUUAAAUCAGUGCAAGGCUGAUAAGGCGUCUCGGUAGUUCGAUAAAGAUUGGGAUUUGUGUUUUUUUAAAAAUAGGGUUGAAUAAAAUGUUGUGA